Messenger RNA from Psammomys obesus (fat sand rat), 2752 nucleotides. RefSeq names its product cannabinoid receptor 2 (gene Cnr2). The transcript is spliced from 2 exons. Lineage: Eukaryota; Metazoa; Chordata; Mammalia; Rodentia; Muridae. Gene Ontology annotation, biological process: cannabinoid signaling pathway. Gene Ontology annotation, cellular component: membrane. The coding region runs from base 97 to 1179 and encodes 360 amino acids. The record is from RefSeq and is a predicted model, not a curated record. Gene Ontology annotation, molecular function: cannabinoid receptor activity.
GAGAGGCUCAAGCACCAGCCUCCUUCAACCCUCCCAUUCGGACUCUGAACCGGCCACGCCUUCUGGGCCAGUCCCAGUAGACGCCAAGGCCUGUCCAUGGCGGGAUGCCUGGAGAUGGAGGCGACCAACGGUUCGGAGGGUGGCUUGGAGUUCAACCCUAUGAAGGACUACAUGAUCCUGAGUGAUGCCCAGCGGGUGGCUGUGGCUGUGCUGUGUACCCUGGUGGGUCUGCUGAGCGCCCUGGAGAACGUGGCCGUGCUCUAUCUCAUCCUGGCCUCCCAGCGGCUCCGCAGGAAGCCCUCGUACCUGUUCAUUGGCAGCUUGGCUGCGGCUGACUUCCUGGCCAGUGUGAUCUUUGCCUGCAACUUUGUCAUUUUCCAUGUCUUCCACAGUGUUGAUUCCAAGGCUGUCUUCCUGCUGAAGAUUGGCAGCGUGACCAUGACCUUCACGGCCUCCGUGGGCAGCCUGCUGCUGACAGCCAUUGACCGAUACCUGUGUCUGUGCUACCCACCUACAUACAAAGCCCUGGUCACCCGUGGGAGGGCACUGGUGGCCCUCUGUGUCAUGUGGGCCCUCUCGGCACUGAUCUCCUACCUGCCGCUCAUGGGAUGGACUUGCUGUCCUAGUCCCUGCUCUGAGCUGUUCCCACUUAUCCCCAAUGACUACCUGCUGGGUUGGCUCCUGUUCAUUGCCAUCCUCUUCUCUGGCAUCAUCUACACCUAUGGGUAUGUCCUCUGGAAAGCCCACCAGCAUGUAGCCAGCUUGGCUGAGCACCAGGACAGGCAGGUGCCUGGGGUAGCUCGGAUGCGGCUUGAUGUGAGGUUGGCCAAGACCCUGGGGCUGGUACUGGCUGUUCUUCUCAUAUGCUGGUUCCCUGCACUGGCUCUCAUGGGCCACAGCCUGGUCGCCACGCUCAGUGACCAGGUCAAGGAGGCCUUCGCCUUCUGUUCCAUGCUGUGCCUUGUUAACUCGAUGGUUAAUCCUAUCAUUUAUGCCCUGCGGAGUGGAGAGAUCCGCUCUGCUGCCCAGCAUUGCCUGGCAAGCUGGAAAAAAUAUCUACAGGGCCUCGGGCCUGAGGGGAAAGUAGAAGCCCCAAGGUCCUCAGUUACAGAGACAGAGGCUGAUGUGAAAACCACGGCGGAUCCAGGGGCUGGAACUCCAGGCUGCUCCAAUUGCUGAGGGCACUUGUUUUCCUAUUGGAAACAGCCUGAGUCAGAAACCAGUUCACUCUCCUGAGGAGAGAGGGGUCCCAGACCCAGAAUCUUUCUGAAGUCAGCUCUAGGGUACCUCUUUUUUGCCAAGAAGUGCUCGGUUUCGUGGCUGGAGGGUAGCCUGGUCAUGUCUAUGGAGAGUGAGGCCUGUAAGAACAGCAGGGUUUGUUCACAGCAGAUCAGGAAACCCUCCUGACUCCAAAGACCAAGAAGCCAGAGGAGCCUCCAGGGAUGGUAAUAAGGAACUCAGAGGAGACCUGAGAAGACAGGGGACCUGUUCUCCUGUGACCUCAGGGGACCCUGGACAGCGUAGCCACUGCCCACAACUUCCUCAAUGUCCAUGUCUUCCAUGCUGUGGAUUCCAAGCUGUUCUCCUGCUGAAGAUCGAUAGUGAGACCAGCUGGUUCUGGUUCCUGCUUCAUUGUCUGGGAUUCUGUGUCUGUAGAACAUGUGAGGCUCCACCCUGAGGCUGCCCUUAUCUCUUAAGGAUCAAGAAUUAUGAUGUGCUGGGGAUCAAGGAUGUUGCCACACCUCUUUCAGACAGAGUCACGAGCCAUCAGCUCAGGGUAUCUUGUUGGACAAGGGCCCUCCUGACAUCCUGAUAAGACUUGAAGUCAUUAGGGCGUUAGGUCCCUGGGGACCCAGAGGAGGCAAGGUUCUCUGGAGGUGAAGAGUCUUCAGAGAACUGUGCUGACCUGUGAGAUUCUGCAGUGCCUGGCCCUGCUCCAGUAAAAAGCAAGAUAUUCACAAAGACCCUCUGGGUGCUAGACUGUUCCCAGGGAUGCUCAGCUCAGUCCCCUUGCUCUUCCACACUCUGGUCCUGCAGCAGAAGCAGCAGGAGUUGGGGAGGGAAGACUUCCAGCUGUGGACCAGGCACAGGCUGACAUCCUAUGUCCACAGCCCCCGGCUGAGUGCCAGGGUACCUGAAUUUUACCUUCACUAAGGCUGCAUUCACAACAGAGGUGGGUUCAAGAGACUGCUGGUGGCAGAAGGGGACCACAGACACAGUGAAGGGAAAGCUAUCUGCUAAACAUGUCAUUUAGCACUCACCAAACAACGUGCUCCCUGUCCACUUACUCUUUCACCUGUACCAUAAAUGUGUGUGUGCCGGGCUUUGUGCUGGGUCCUGGAUAUCCAACCAUAAAGGAGACAGACCCUGUGUGGGGCUUGCAGUCCACAUUCUGAUAAGAGUUAGUAACAGCCAGGCAUGGUGGCGCACACCUGUAAUCCCAGCCCUCAGGGAGGCAGAGGCAGGUGGACCACUGUGAGUUCAAGGCCAGCCUGGUCUACAGAGUGAGUUCCAGGACAGCCAAGGCUACACAGAAAAACCCUCUCUCAAAACAAAACAAAACAAAACAAAACAAAACAAAACGAGUUAGAAAAGCUGAGCCUGGUGACACAGACCUGUUAAUUCCAGCUUCUUAAAAGGCCGAGGCAAGAAGAGCCUAAAUUCAGAGCCCGCCUGAGCUACACCUGGAGUUCAAGUUCAACUGAGGCAAUUUAGUGGGACCCAGUGUCAAAAUAAAAAACAAAAAGCUGGA